Messenger RNA from Struthio camelus australis, 2861 nucleotides. Its product is annotated as alpha-1-antiproteinase F-like. Gene Ontology annotation, molecular function: serine-type endopeptidase inhibitor activity. The record is from RefSeq and is a predicted model, not a curated record. Lineage: Eukaryota; Metazoa; Chordata; Aves; Struthioniformes; Struthionidae. Gene Ontology annotation, biological process: negative regulation of endopeptidase activity.
UCCACUGUUUGCGCUGGAGACUGUCGGAAACCCCUGUGGAAAGCUGGGCACGCUGCAGGAGGGACCUGAUCCAGAAUCUGCUGAAAUCAAGGAGAAAGGCUCCUGUUGUCAUUAGUCUACUUGAAUGAGACCCUUUCCAGGAAGCAGCAGCCACCAGUAGGCCAAUCCAAAUCAGCAUAAACAACUGAGCAAGGACCUGGGCAGACUUGGUGAACACAGCAGGACCCUUUUGACUGCACUAGUUAUAGAAACAUGAAGCUGUUGUUUUGCCUGUGUCUUUUAAUUGUUGGGAUUCAUUCUGAAAGUUAUUACUAUGACCGUUAUCAACAAGGUGUAAGAAACCAAAAUCAAAGAGGCCAAGAAAAUCAAAAUAUGCCACAGCAGUCUGUAGGGAAGAGUGUUUGUCGAUUUGCCUGUUGUUUCUACAAAGAGAUUUCUUCUCGUGAAAACAAUGGGAAUGUUUUCUUCUCUCCUUUAAGCAUCUCCACUGCUUUUGCAAUGCUGACUCUGGGUGCUAGAUCAGACACUCUGACACAGAUUCUUAGGGUCCUUAACUUUAAUCCACGUGAGAUUUCUGAAAAUGACAUACAUGAAGGUUUUGGUCAACUCAUGCAAAUGCUAAACAGAAAGAAUCAAGAGUUACAGCUGAAUAUGGGAAAUGUGCUGUUUGUACUUGACCAGCUGAGACCACAAGAUCAAUUUUUAUAUAAUCUCAGAAACUUUUAUGAAGGAGAAGUUUAUCCUAUGAACUUUAAGAAGGCUGAUCAAGCCCAGGUGAAGAUCAAUGAAUAUGUAGCAGAAAGAACCAAUGGGAAAAUCAAGGACCUAAUAAAUAAUCUUGAUCCACUGACUGAAAUUCUCCUCAUUAGCUAUAUUUAUUUUAACGCUGAGUGGGAAAAACCCUUUGAUCCAAAAUACACUAAAAAGGACAAAUUCUUUAUGGAUGGGAACAAGGCUGUUCAAGUCCCAAUGAUGUUUGGAAUGGGCCUAUUCAAGCAUGGCUAUGAUGAACAGUUGUCUUCCACUGUGUUGCAAAUGGAUUACAAAGGAGGUGCUUCAGCCUUUUUUAUUCUGCCUGAUCAAGGAAGAAUGAAGAAACUGGAAAAAAGAUUGUCUUGUGAACGUAUGUCGAGAUGGAAGACAUUAGUCUCAAAAAGCUCAGCAAAUGUGUAUCUUCCAAAAUUCACUGUUUAUGGGAAGUAUAACCUAAAAAAUGUGUUAUAUAAAAUGGGCAUUGUGGAUGUAUUCACCGAUAAGGCUGACCUUUCUGGGAUCACUGGGCAGCCCCAGCACAGAGUUUCCCAAGCUAUUCAUAAGGCUGUAGUAAAGGUGGAUGAGACUGGCACCGAAGCCGCAGCUGCCACAGGCAUGGAAAUAGUGCCCAUGUCCGUUCCUGCUACCAUUAAAUUCAACAGGCCCUUCCUAAUGGUCAUAACUAUGGACAACAAUAUAAUGUUCAUGGGAAAAAUUGUGGAUCCUCUGAAAAAAGAUUAAGUUGAUGUACAUGUUAGGUGUGCAGUGAUCACCACUUUUGAACACAAUGUUUGACCUAAUGAGUAUAGCAUGGCUGCAGAGGGCUCUCCACCUCUUAACCUAUGUUAUUCAUUGUUUUGUUUUCAGAUGAGACUCUUCAUCAGUUUAAGUUGUCAUAGUUGCAUGUUUGUUUGGGCCUUGUACAUUUUUUUUUUUUGGUUAAAGAAGGUUGCAUUCAGGCAAAACUGUCAUUAGAUCUGGGACAAAAUAGGCCUAUGUGAUACUGACAGCAUAGAUGCAUCUUCUAGCAGGGAAGAUGGAGGAGCAUGUGGGUGGAGAGGAUUUUGUAAGUCUCUUUCUUCCCUCAUGGCUAUCUUCUCACCUGUCUUUGCAUUGACUAACAAACAGAUACAAGUUAUGGCACUAUACUACUUAUGCCCAUUUUCCUACCAACAUGAAGUUCAAAUCUAGCAUAGUUCUUAACAUACAUAAUGCUUACUGCCUUGCAUAGUACCAUUGUUGUCCAGUGAGUCUGAUACAUCCUCCCCUUUCAGCUGUCAAGCCAGCUAGGCUGCUGCAAAGGGGUCACAAAGAAGGUGCGUUUAUUUUCCCUGUAGAUAUAUACUGGGCUCGCCGCUGUUUCUGCAAGAGCUUACAGUCCAAACGCUUUCCAGGGUGGACAUGUCAGAAUCAAACCUCAGAAAAUGAGAGGUAGAUCAGAUCUCUGCCUUUCAGCUCUCUGAAACAGGCCGCUGUGAAUCAGCUACACAGCUUAGAGCAGCCAGAGGAUUACUUUUAGCCUAUGCCUGCACCUGAGCCAGCUUCUAGAAGCCCCCAAGCAGCAGGGAACAUCAACCAUCUCCCCUUUGUGCCAGUGCCUGUACAUUACCACCUGGCCCUGAGAGAUCACUUGCACAGUAAGCACCAAUCCAGUAUUUUUGUGGGAUCAAGCACCCUACCUGUAACACCUUAUACCCCAUCUGUGACAUUUACCUGGUCUCUUGCCAUAACCCCUUCUGUUCCCAGACUGUUCAAUAAUACAACAUUGGUACUCUAUUUCUCAUCUGCUUCAUGGUUAGUAUAGCCACAAUAUUAUAGGGUCUGUCUUCACUAUUAGGAUGCACAGUACUAAAAGUCACAUUCAUAAUGCAUAUGCAUAUUUAUUUUUUCUUAAGUUUACUUUCCUGUCAUUUUUUUGCCUUCUUUUGUUUCACAGCAUCUAUCAGUAUUUUAUUUCUGUGCUCAUGUUCAUGGUAUAUAUCUGAUCUCUGGUUGCAGGAGGGGUAAAUUGUUGACUAAAGUGGGUUAGUCUGCUAAUGGGUAUUAAGCGUUAACACCAGUUUUUGUUCGGCCUUGAAAUGUGCAGACAAAUGUACUGCAGUAGAAAA